GAAGAGGAAAGUCAGGCCAACUGAAAACAAAAAUAGCUAGAUAGCUAACAGCUAAUGGCACUAGCUGUUUACGUUAAUUGUUUAGUACGUAUUGAACUCUGGAUUCUCUCUAACGAAAAUCACUUUUAGGUGAGGACAAGUCAAAAUGCUUCACAAUAAAAUAAAGAUGGAGAAACUAGACUCAGAUGGUACUGGUGCGAGACAUCGCCUGGAUGCGGUGCUGCAAGGCCUGGUAGACAAAAGCGACAAUGAGAGAGAUCAGAAUGAUGAUGAUGCUGGGAAAUUGGUAGCUGACUCCAUGAAUAAGGACUUAUCUCCUACAUCUAUUGGUAAAAGGCCAUCAUCACGUUUUUCUCAGCACCGGAGGAAGAAGCGCAAAGAAAUGGAUGAUGGUUUACCUGAGACUAACCAGCAAAAACAAAACUCGUACAUUAUUAAGCUGUUCGACCGCAGUGUGGAUUUAGCACAGUUUAGCAGCAACACUCCACUCUACCCCAUCUGCAGAUCAUGGAUGAAGAACAACCCCUCUGUGAAAGAGAGCAUAAUUUCCACCCCACCUCACAACAUGGCAGAUGAUGAGAUAUCGGACAUGUUAAAUGGCAAAAGUGAAAAUGUUUAUCGUCUUCCACAUUCUGUUGCCUGUCCACUUAAUGAGUCUGGUGAUCCAGUCAACCUAAGAAUUCCUCCUAUAGAGAAACAGCCUGCCAGCCAGUCUGCAGAGACUGGAGGAGCUGCUAACCUCAUGUUUAACCACAUGAAACGCUGGAAGAAAAUAAGGCAGAAGUGGAAAGAAGCUUCUAAUAAGAACCAACUGCGUUACAGUGAGAGCAUUAAGAUUUUAAAGGAGAUGUAUGAACGCUAGCUCAACCCUAUUCUCAUCACCUGCAUCAGGAGCCUGAAAACUUCUAGGUGGAAGUCUGUGGAGUCUAUGAAAAAUUGUAAUCAAGCAAUGUUCGUAGGACCUGCACUACAAUAGAGAAAGCAAAUAUUGAUUGUUUUUGUUUAUUUUGCAUUCUUUUUAUGCCAUGCAGACCAAUUCCAGAGUCGGACUAUAAACUGUUAUUUUAAAACCUACUGAAGUUUAUUCAGUCUGAAUUUAAUAAAUGUUCAUUUUUGUUCCUG
Messenger RNA from Trichomycterus rosablanca, 1122 nucleotides. RefSeq names its product lin-37 DREAM MuvB core complex component (gene lin37). The coding region runs from base 146 to 862 and encodes 238 amino acids. Gene Ontology annotation, biological process: negative regulation of transcription by RNA polymerase II. Gene Ontology annotation, cellular component: transcription repressor complex; Myb complex. The record is from RefSeq and is a predicted model, not a curated record. The transcript has 10 exons. Lineage: Eukaryota; Metazoa; Chordata; Actinopteri; Siluriformes; Trichomycteridae.